This is a messenger RNA of Choloepus didactylus (southern two-toed sloth), 2323 nucleotides long. It is a transcript of the gene USP50, whose product is annotated as ubiquitin specific peptidase 50. The record is from RefSeq and is a predicted model, not a curated record. Gene Ontology annotation, cellular component: extrinsic component of plasma membrane; midbody; cytosol. Lineage: Eukaryota; Metazoa; Chordata; Mammalia; Pilosa; Megalonychidae. The transcript has 7 exons. Bases 249 to 1208 code for a protein of 319 amino acids. Gene Ontology annotation, molecular function: cysteine-type deubiquitinase activity. Gene Ontology annotation, biological process: endosome organization; Ras protein signal transduction; protein K48-linked deubiquitination.
UUUCUGUAUACCUGCAUCAAACAUAAAAUGAAAUUCUUAAAAAGACAGUUAAUUAGAAGUAACUAGAGGGCUUGGAAGAGCUUCACCUAUAUAAGGAAUAGGAUUAUUAGAACACAAGUCCUGCAGAACUACCACUGAGCACAGAAUGGACAGAUUACUAUGAUACCAUUCCAAGCAAUGAGGCUAAUGAGAACCAGCCCCAUUUUCAAGGUGUGACUGGUCUGCGAAACUUGGGCAACACAUGCUACAUGAAUGCCAUCUUACAGUGUCUCUGCAGCAUCUCACCGCUGGUGGAAUAUUUUCUCUCUGGAAAAUACAUUACUGCUCUUCAAAAGGAUUGUGGUGAGGUUGCCACUGCUUUUGCCUACUUGAUGACAGACAUGUGGCUUGGAGACUCAGACUGUGUCUCACCAGAAAUAUUUCGGUCAGCUCUUGGCAACCUCUACCCAGCAUUUAUGAAAAAGACACAACAAGAUGCUCAGGAAUUCUUGAUUUAUGUCCUGAAUGAACUUCAUGAAGCUCUGAAAAAGUACCACCAAAGAAGAUCACACGAGAAAAGGUCUACUCAAAGAUGCUGCAGGAAAGUGAUCACCAAUGAGUCGUCCAUCAUCACCCGGCUAUUUGAAGGACAGCUCAACUAUGAGAUCGUAUGUUUAAAGUGUGAAAACUGCACCUAUAAGAACGAAGUCUUCACUGUCCUCUCCCUCCCCAUUCCAUCAGGAUGUGAAUGCUCUCUUCAGGACUGUCUCCAAUGUUUUUUUCAACAAGACACAUUGACCUGGAAUAACCAAAUUCAUUGCUCCUUUUGCGAAACCAAGCAAGAAACAGCUGUGAGGGCCAGUAUUUCCAAAGCACCAAAAAUAGUAAUUUUUCACUUAAAAAGGUUUGACAUUCAAGGUACAAUGAAAAGGAAACUGAGAACAGAUAUUUAUUAUCCACUCACCAACUUGGACCUUACUCCUUAUAUUUGUCCAAUUUUCCGGAAACAUCCUAAAUACAACCUCUGUGCAGUGGUGAACCACUUUGGUGAUCUGGAUGAUGGCCACUACACUGCUUUCUGCAAGAACUCAGUUACCCAGGCCUGGUAUAGCUUUGAUGACACACGAGUCAGCAAGAUUCCAGAUACUUCAGUUCAAACUGCGACAGCCUACCUCUUGUUCUAUAGCUGCCAGCCCUUUUCUAUACCUAUACAAAAACACAAGAGCUAGGAAAAUAAUGUUUUCUGAAAACUGCAGAACAGUCAGAAAUUGGCAAUUAAGUUUUGCUUUGUCAUUAAACUCUUGCUUCACUAAAACUUUUAAGUCUUUCUGGUAUAUUAUGCAGCCUCUUAUAAUAGGGCAGGUCUUAUCAAAGAAGAUGGUUCCUGGCCCACCGACAAAUUUAGAGUGAAAAUAAUGCAAUACUAAGUGGAAGCGUGCCUUAAAAGCAGUGCAUAUUAUGCACUGAGUUCAGGUUUCAAAAUCCAAUGUUUAUUGGGGUGGAUUUUCUUUCAUAAGAUCUUAUAAUUAUUUUCCAAAGAUUUUUUGUGGGGCUAAACCAAAAUAAUUUUUGUUUAAAUGGUUCUCUGAGCUUAAGAAUGUAAUAUUUAAUUUAAGAAUGAAAAUAUUUAAUCCAGAAAAUAGUUUAGUCAUGAAACUACAAGACUCUUAGACUAAUUAAUAGUAGAACCUGAGAAGUUGUCAGCUAUACAAUUCAAAACCCAUCCUUUUGUCUUCUUCCAGAGAUUCACUAAUGGUGAUAUCUUUCAGAAGCACUUUUAGAAUCUUAUUUUCACAUGGAAUGUUUUUUAUUGACUUCAUCAUAGGAACAUCCCCUGAGGUACAUAAUAAAUUCUAUGUUCCUCUAUCCAUUUUAAUACACCACUUUGUAAAGUGGUUCAUAAUGCAGUUCAUUUUGCAAUCAUGCUUGGCUCCUAUUCCUUUUUACCUUAAUCCUAAGAAUUCUACUACUCCUGAUAGAAUGAGUCUGAGUACUAAGUUGUUAUAUCUUACUUUGACUUCCAAUUCUGAGAACCGUAAGUGUCAUGUAAAGUUCCAGUUCCACUGUCAAGUUGAAGGUAGAAUGGAAUUAAGUCCUGAUGCUAUAGGAUAAAAUAAACUAAAUUUUAAGUCCAAUGUAACACAAUAGCGUGUGUAUAUGUAAUGUAUGUGUGUGUGUCUGUGUAGAAAACCAAUGUUUUUACUGUAACAUUAAAUGUAACAUUCAAGUAAACAUUAAAAAAUAAUGUAACAUUAAAGACAGAACACUUAUAGGCUUUUAAAUUAUUUUUUAUCAUUAAGAUUUUAAUGUAGGUGUAAAUAAAAUUCUCAUUUAAAAAAUUAAA